Talaromyces proteolyticus is the source of this 1859-nucleotide messenger RNA. RefSeq names its product major facilitator superfamily domain-containing protein. The transcript has 6 exons. Gene Ontology annotation, molecular function: transmembrane transporter activity. Bases 221 to 1774 code for a protein of 517 amino acids. Gene Ontology annotation, biological process: transmembrane transport. Lineage: Eukaryota; Fungi; Ascomycota; Eurotiomycetes; Eurotiales; Trichocomaceae. The record is from RefSeq and is a predicted model, not a curated record.
CUAAUUUUAGGUAAAGGGUGGACAACAAUAGGCGCAUUUUGAUAAGAUUAAUUGGUCAGCCACAAGCUGAAACAUGUGACUCGAGGCUUUUUGCUGACGUGUCCGACACCCGGCAUUGCUGCAACCUUAAUCGGACAAUGUUGAACUUUGAAGCUUUUUGGACGCGCCUCUCACUGUGCCAAGACUUGCUCUAUAGAGACUGAGCUAGACGACAGACUUGAUGGGGAAAACAUCGUGGGCGAGUCUUCCACGAAAAGACCAGCUUUUCUUACUUUUUCUUUGCCGAUUGUUUGAUUUCAUGCAAAUCGCUACUUUCCAGACUGUCUGCUAUUAUCAAUUGAAAUCCUUCGACUUGACAUUACCAGAGACGACGCUAUCAUGGCAAACUGGCAUUGCAAUUGGCGCUUUCACCGCAGCUCAGAUUUGUACGUCGGUUCUAUGGGGAUCAUGCGCGGACAAAGACUGGUGCGGUAGAAAGCCAGUGUUGCUGAUAGGUUUAUUUGGGACGGCAAUAUCCUGUUUGGGGUCGGCUUUUGCCCAGUCAUUCUACCAGAUGGUAUUAUUUAGGGUAAUUGGUGGCCUUCUCAAUGGUACAGUUGGGAUUGUCCGUACGAUGCUGUCUGAGGUUAUUGUGGAAAAACGGUUCCAAUCCCGAGCCUUCUCGUUACUCUCCUUGUCUUUCAAUGUUGCUUCAUUCUUAGGACCACUCGUGGCCGGUGCUCUGUCCGGCCCUCCAGAGGUUGACCCAACUUUGCAAAACUCAGAGUCUCGCUGGCUCCAGCGAUAUCCUUAUGCGUUACCCUCACUAGUUAGUGCAGGCACAAUGUUUGUACUUGGAGUCGUCGUGCUCAACUUCACUGAAGAGACAGCAAAACACCUGCAACCUACGGGAAGUAUGAGGGCAAAAAUACAGAGUUUGAUACGUGGGUUUGGCUGGCAACUAGGAAAGCCAUCAGGCCAAGAAUAUAGUCCCCUGAUGCAGGAAGCUUCGGAUGAUAUUGCAGAUGCCACAGAAUUUAGGGAAAUUAAUUCCCCUAUUUCUGAGGACCCGAGUUCCUCAAAUCGCCAGCCACAACGAAAGCCACAGCAAAAGUCAGUAAGUAUUUGGACGUUUAGUUUUAUUAUGACUCUUUUAUCUCAGGCUAUAUUUGAUUUCCACAUGGGAGCGUUUACUGCCCUUUGGCCGCUAUUUUUAUCCAGUCCUCGCACUCAAAUAUCAGAUGGGGGAUCCGAAACCCACGCUGGUGGUGGCCUCGGUAUGCCGAUUAUGGGUGUCGGUGUGGCAGCAAGUAUUCUAGGAGCCAUUGGCAUGGUAAUCCAAAUAUUCGUAUAUCCUCGCAUACACGACUUGAUGGGCACUGUCAAAAGCUAUCGCUACUUUAGUCUGCUAUUCCCCAUAGCAUAUUUCGCCUUCCCGUUCAUUCGAGCCAUCCGUAUUGAAACUGGAAUUUGGAUAGCUAUUAUUUUUAUCCUCUUUAUACACGUUACAGGCCGCGUGUUUGUUAUUCCAGCCACCUUGAUGGUGCUUAAUAACAGUGCACCGCAUCCUAUGUUGUUAGGGAAGGUACAUGGAAUAGGCCAGACAACAUCAGCUGCUUUCCGUACCUUGGGUCCUUUUUUCGCUGGGUAUCUGUAUGAAUUCGGGCUGCGGGUAGACUCUGUGAUAAUUCCAUGGUGGAUUAUUGCUGGGCUAGGAAUUAUGGGGUCUGCGGCGGCACAAUUUGUGAGGGAUGGUGCCGUGCCUGUGGCUGUUGUUGUUGAUCAUGAGGAAUAAGCUAGAUGGCAUUUGUGCUAUAUAUAUAAGUAUCUAGCGCUUAUACUGAUUUUCUGUAGAUAAAAUAGCAAGGAGUAAAUAUUCG